UUGUCUCGCGCUGAGUCGUGGGGGAGAACCGGCAGUUUUCUCACUAUUGGGAUAUAGCACGCGCGUGCUUGCCGGUUAUGACACCGUACACGAGCGCACGAUUUUCGGACUGAUGCGUGUAGGUGUCACGGUUGAAAACACGGAAACCGCGCGCUGUUUGGGUUUUGGUCCCGGGUAGGAACACAACUCCACGCGAACCGUUUCUUCCUCCCGAAGCACGCUCGCCCUGUGUAGCGCGUGGGUAAGGAGCGGCACCCUCUCCCGCUCCGACACCAGUCUGCUCCGCUGGGCUCGUGCUCCAGUGGCUCCCAGUCGACACGCAGAGGCGGUAAAACGGAGACUGCGUCGCCCUAGCGGACGAGCGCGAGAGAGGUACGAAUGCACCGCUAUCAAAUAUCCUUUGAUAGUCGUGCACGUUCGCUCCUCGAGGCCCGUGCGUCAGAGCUCCAGAGCACGCCCCUUCCUACGCCCGGACAGCACGGACUGCCAAGAACAUGGCAACCACGAAACACACCGAGAUGCUCUUCAUUUCCUUCUUCUGGGCGCCCGUUCAGGCCCGCGUGCCACAUCUGGCGCUUUAGUUUUCCUUUCGCGUUUUAGCUCUGCGUGCGACACCGCGCUUCGGCGUACCGAAAGCCCUACCGGAGGCACGGGGCAUGCCGCCGGGGACUCGGCCAAAAGCUACAACUGAAAGCAGAAACCCAACCCUAGUGUGACCGGGCGCGGAGAGAGCGAGCACGCUCUCAGUGACAGCCUGCAGCGCGGGGAGCUCGCGAGCGAACCUGGCCAGGGCUUCCUCAUCUUCUUUCUGCUGUGCAUCACCAGCGGAUGUGCAUCGCGGCCUGCUCUCCGGCGCGCGGAUCCCCCACCACCACCGCCACCCCCCCUGCGCGCGAUUCUAUAGCAUACUCGGUUUGAAUGGGACUCGCUGCUGAAUCGGGCGCACGGGAACGUUUUUUACGGUCGGCGAUGUUACCCCUACGUGUGCCCGAGACGUGCGUGCACCCCAGCGGCUCCGGCUACGGCAGAUGCGUGCGCGUGUCGCCCGUGUAACAUGUUCGGGCUUUGAUCGGUCAUCUUGCAAACGGGGGAAAACAGCGGAUCGGCGGGGAGGAGCGAGGAGCUGCGUGCCCUUCUUCGGCUUGUACGGCGCUCUCGCGGGGGAUUUUGAUGGAGCUGGAGAACAUCGUUGCCAACACGGUGCUCCUGAAAGCGCGAGAGGGUGGAGGAGGGAAGCGGAAAGGCAGAAGUAAGAAAUGGCGUGAGAUUCUUCGUUUCCCCCACAUCAGCCAGUGUGUGGAGCUCAGCAGUACCAUUGAGAGGGACUACUUCAGCCUGUGUGAGAGGCAGCCAAUAGGAAGGUUGUUGUUCCGCCUCUACUGUGAGACCAGAACAGAACUACUACGAUGCAUUCACCUGCUGGAUGCUAUGGAAGACUACGAAGUGACCCCGGACGAGAAGAGGAGGAGUCAAGGAGAUGAGAUCAUCAAGACCUUCCUCACGAAGCAGUCUCCAGAGUGUGUGGAUGUGGUUGAAGGUCUUGCGGAACGAUGCAGAGAGAAUCUUGAACUGAGCCCCUGCAAAGAGAUAUUCAGUGACUGUCGCAAGGCUCUGCACGAUCACCUGAGUGGUGCUCCAUUCUCCGACUACCAGAACAGCAUGUACUUCGACCGCUUCCUCCAAUGGAAAAUGCUAGAAAGGCAGCCUGUUACUAAAGACACGUUUCGGCAGUAUCGCGUCCUGGGCAAGGGCGGCUUUGGGGAGGUGUGCGCGUGCCAGGUGAGAGCUACAGGUAAGAUGUACGCCUGUAAGAAACUGGAGAAGAAGAGGAUAAAGAAGCGGAAGGGAGAAGCCAUGGCACUCAAUGAGAAGCAGAUCCUGGAGAAAGUCAACAGCAGAUUCGUAGUCAGCUUGGCGUACGCGUAUGAAACCAAAGACGCUCUGUGUCUGGUUCUCACCAUCAUGAACGGGGGAGACCUGAAGUUCCACAUCUACAACAUGGGCACCCCAGGCUUCGAGAAGGAGCGUGUCCAGUUCUACGCCGCUGAGAUCUGCUGCGGCCUUCAGCACCUGCACCGGGAGUCCAUCGUUUACAGGGAUUUAAAACCAGAGAAUAUUCUCUUAGAUGAUAACGGCCACAUCCGCAUCUCGGACCUGGGGCUGGCCAUCAAAGUGCCUGAAGGAGAGUCCAUCAGAGGGCGCGUAGGGACUGUGGGAUACAUGGCUCCGGAGGUAAUCAAUAAUGAGCGUUACGGCAUGAGCCCGGACUGGUGGGGGUUGGGCUGCCUGGUGUACGAGAUGACGGCCGGACGCUCGCCCUUCCGUGCCCGCAAGGAGCGAGUGAAGCGUGAGGAGGUGGAGAAACGCGUUCAGGAGGAGGAGGAGGAAUACAGCGACAAGUUCACGGAAGAUACCAAAAACAUCUGUAGGAUGCUGUUAGCCAAAGAUCCCAAGCAGAGACUGGGCUGUCAGAGACUGGGCUGUCAGACGCAGGGCGCUGCAGAGGUCAAAGCUCACGCCUUCUUCAAGAACAUCAACUUCAAGAGACUAGAGGCCGGCAUUCUGGAACCUUCCUUCGUGCCUGAUCCCCGGGCUGUGUACUGUAAAGACGUUUUGGAUAUUGAGCAAUUCUCCACUGUUAAGGGUGUUAAUCUGGACCAAACGGACAGUGAUUUCUACUCCAAGUUCGCCACCGGGAGCGUGUGUAUCCCAUGGCAGAACGAGAUGAUAGAGACAGAAUGCUUUAGUGACCUUAACGUGUUUGGGCCUCAGGGGUCGCGACCCCCUGACCUGGACUGGAACCAGCCGCCCGAGCCCCCACGGCGUCGCCUGCUGGACAGGAUCUUUAGGAGACAUGUGAGGAUCACCUCAUCCCCCACCGAAGAGCGUUCACGACAACACAAUAGUUAACCCCAGACCAGCAGACCGUUGCUCAUUGUUGAGCCCCGUCUUCCAGCGUCAACUCUGUUGACUCCAUGUCAAACUCUGCCCCCUAGUGGAGAGACACCUGUGGGACAGCAGGGAACAUGACCGGCGGGGACACUGACCAGAGAGAGAGAGAGAGAGAGAGGGAGAGAGAGAGAGAGAGAGAGAGAGAGACCAGAGUGAAACUCCUCCUGACCUGGACAGGCUGGUCUCUAGAACAUGGACAAAGAUUUUUAUUGGUUAGUUUUGUUGUUUUUGUUUCCUCAUCUAGGCCAACACUAACCAAUCACGGCCCGCCGCAGGCAGGGAGACAAACCGCCUCUUCCCAGAUGAAAAGACUUUUUUGGGGGUUUAUUGUCUUUUUUUUUUUUUUUUGUCUUUUUUUCCUUUGGUGGUUGUUGUUGUUGU
Electrophorus electricus (electric eel) is the source of this 3333-nucleotide messenger RNA. RefSeq names its product G protein-coupled receptor kinase 5 like (gene grk5l). Lineage: Eukaryota; Metazoa; Chordata; Actinopteri; Gymnotiformes; Gymnotidae. Gene Ontology annotation, cellular component: cytoplasm. Gene Ontology annotation, biological process: regulation of signal transduction; protein phosphorylation; signal transduction. The record is from RefSeq and is a predicted model, not a curated record. Gene Ontology annotation, molecular function: G protein-coupled receptor kinase activity; ATP binding.